Molecule: messenger RNA, 564 nt
Organism: Heterobilharzia americana
Lineage: Eukaryota; Metazoa; Platyhelminthes; Trematoda; Strigeidida; Schistosomatidae
Source: the annotation of a GenBank genome assembly
AUGGAAGGUCAGUGUAAUUCAGAGUAUUCCAUUAUAAAGUCUAAGUGUGUCUUCGUUGGUGAACAUGGCGUGGGGAAGACAUGCAUUAUACUGCGUUUCAUGCAUGAUACUUAUGACCCGAGUUAUCACGCUACAAUAGGAAUUGACUUUGUUUCAAAAACUCUGUGUUUCAACGAAAAAUCUGUACGUUUGCAGCUAUGGGAUACUGCAGGCCAGGAAAGAUUCCGCAGCCUUAUUCCAAGCUAUAUAAAGGACUCAUCAGUUGCUAUUGUGGUUUAUGAUGUGACAAGUCGUGAGUCAUUUAUCAAAGCUAGUGAAUGGAUCAAAGAAAUUCGUGCUGAACGUCCAUCGAAAACCUUGAUAUUUCUUGUUGGCAAUAAAGUUGACUUAACCGAUGACCGUGUUAUAUCUACUGAAGAAGCAGUUGAAAAAGCUGAAAAAGAACGCUUAUUCUUUAUUGAAACAAGUGCUAAGACAGAUUUCCAAAUAAAAAAAGUGAGUAAAAAAUUUGAAUUUUAUUGUAGGAUUAUUCCCAUUUACUUUAAUUGUCUACACAUCUUAUAG